Molecule: messenger RNA, 724 nt
Organism: Ixodes scapularis (black-legged tick)
Lineage: Eukaryota; Metazoa; Arthropoda; Arachnida; Ixodida; Ixodidae
Exons: 8
Coding region: 49-573 (174 amino acids)
Source: RefSeq, a predicted model, not a curated record
GCAAGCACCAGUUCGUUUUUCCUCAAAGAUUUGAAAGGUGGCUCUCUUAUGCCAACAGACCCGACCUCCUGGAGAAGCCUAGGAAAGAGAUUGAAGGCAGAUGCAACACCCUCCGUUGUUGUCGCGAACAUCAGAGUCCGGGCCCUUGUCACCCCUGGCUACUUCAGGGACCCACGCAGUGACGUGCCCGAGCCUGUUGCUGGCCCAAGCAAGGGCUCUCCUUCCUCACUUCAUGCCCUGGAGGAAGAAGGGACUGCACCAGAAAUGGAAGCUGGCAUGGAGUGCUCACUGCUUGACACAACAGAUGAUGAUCCUCAUAUGAUGGACAUGGACUUAAGUGUCCCACAAGAACCGAAAAAGCCAGAAACACAAGGUCCUAAACUUAUGGAGACUAGCUCUGAUGUGCCCCAAGAACCAGGAGCUCCAGAAACACAAGAUCCCCCCAAGGUAGAUGUCAGUGCGGACAACGAGGUGCCUGGCCCUUCCCACGGGGGCCAUAUGACUCCCGUGGUAACUCCAAAGAAGGCUGGGCGGAGGGGGCGGGUCUUUACCCCCGAACACAGCGACGCCUGACAAAGAUUCGGAGUGCAAGCAGCAGGUAUCGGAAGGCCCUCAAUAGGCUAAGAGGAAUGAAAGGUUCCAAAAAGGUGUCGAGACAGGAAGCCCUAAGGAACAUUAAGGACUAUGUCCCAAAAGAGCUUUUUAAAUUGCUAUCAGCCCAGGU